AUUACUUAUCGGUACAGAUGCCCCAAAGGUAAUGGAGCCUUGGGAGCUGAUAAACAGCCAGGAUGAAGGGCCCUAUGCAGUAAGGACCAGGAUUGGUUGGGCCAUUAAUGGUCCACUGCGCGGUGGAUCUGACGGUAGGGGUAAGAGUGUCUGUCCUACUGUAACAACAAACCGAAUCUCUGUUGAUCAUCUGCAAGAAAUGCUGGUUAAGCAAUACAAUCAUGACUUUAAUGAGAAAUCAUCAGAGGAGAAGAUUGAAAUGUCCAGAGAAGACAUCAAGUUCAUGGAUCUUAUGAACAAUACCGUAAACUUAAUAGAAGACCACUAUUGCAUCGACUUACCUUUCAGACAGGAAAAUCCCAUGAUGCCAAACAAUCGCUGUGUUGCAGAACAGCGCCUCCAGAGCCUGAAAAGAAAGUUCAAUAAAAAUGGACAUUUUAAGGAGGAAUAUGUUGCAUUCCUGAAUGACAUGAUCAAUAAAGGAUAUGCAGAAAGGGUACCUGAUGACCAAAUGAGACAAAGUGAUGGAACGCUUUGGUACAUCCCCCAUCACGGUGUCCACCAUUCAAGGAAAGGUAAACUGAGAGUUGUGUUUGACUGUGGAGCUGUGUAUAAAGGAACAUCUUUGAACAGCCAGCUCUUGCAGGGUCCCGAUCUUACCAGCUCUCUCAUUGGAGUCCUCCUCCGAUUUCGGCAAGAACCUGUGGCAGUAAUGGCAGACAUCCAAGCCAUGUUUCAUCAAGUUCGUGUCUCAGUCAAGCAUGUUGACUUUCUCCGCUUCCUCUGGUGGCCUCAGGGAGAUACUGCACAGUCUCCAGUAGAACAUCGAAUGAAAGUACAUCUGUUUGGGGCUGUAUCAUCACCAAGUUGCGCAAAUUAUGCUUUGCGGAGAACAGCAGAUGAUAAUGCACAACAUUUCUCUUCUGAUGUAGUGAACACAGUCAAAUGCAACUUUUAUGUGGAUGAUUGUUUGAAAUCCAUGGCAUCGGAAGAAGAGGCAGUGCAAAUGGUAAAGGAUUUGACUGCGCUUUGUCAGAAAGGAGGAUUCAAUCUUUCCAAGUGGAUCAGCAACAGCCGCAAAGUGCUAAUGUCAAUUGCAGAGGACAGCAGAGCAAAGGAGAUCAUGGACUUGGACUUGGAUACAGACCAACUUCCAGUAGAGCGAGCACUGGGACUACAGUGGUGCAUUGAAUCUGACAAAUUCAAAUUCAGGACGUCUGCAAAAGAACAGCCACAGACCAGAAGAGGUAUUCUGUCAGUGGUCAGCUCAUUGUAUGACCCUUUGGGAUUUUUAGCUCCAUUCAUUUUACCAGCCAAGUUGCUUCUCCAGGAACUAUGUCGGAGGAACCUGGGCUGGGAUGAAGCCAUAAUGGAGUUCUCCCGUAAGAAAUGGUCCAACUGGCUUGAAGAUCUUCAAAAGGUAGCAGAGUUUGAGGUGGAUCGCUGUUUCAAGCCCAGAGAAUUUGGAGACCGCGUCGUUGCACAGCUUCAUCACUUUUCCGAUGCAAGUGAGGUUGGAUAUGGAACAGCAUCCUACUUGAGACUACAAACUAAUGGUAAAGUUUAUGUUUCAUUUCUCUUGGGAAAAGGUAGAGUUGCUCCACUCAAGCAGAUGACAAUUCCUCGCUUGGAACUCGUAGCUGCAGUUCUUGCUGUUAGGGUUGCUAAGCUGCUGCAAAAGGAGUUGCAGCUUCAACUGAAGGAAUCCGUUUUUUGGACUGACAGCACGACAGUCCUUAAAUACAUACGGAAUGAAACCAGCCGAUUCCACACCUUUGUGGCAAACAGAGCAGCUUACAUCCGAGAAGCAACUGAUGUGGAUCAGUGGAGGUAUGUGAGCUCUAAAGAGAAUCCAGCAGAUGAAGCCUCUAGAGGAAUGAGAGCUGAGGAUUUCCUAAAAAACAGGAGGUGGAUAAUUGGACCAGAGUUUCUCUGGAGGCCAAAAGAGGAAUGGCCUAAAUUGGAGGUGGAUCUUGAUGGAGUUCCUGUAGAUGAUCCAGAGGUUAAAAGGAACCUGAUGGUGAAUGCUGUUAUCAAGAUCCAGGAAAAUGCCACAACCAGCUUAAUCAGUUACUUUUCCAGUUGGACGAAGCUAAAAACUGCAGUUGCUUGGUUUUUAAAGAUCAAGAUGAUUCUCAAGAUUCUGUGCAGGAAGAGGAUGGAAUUUUCUGCUGUUCCAUGUCAAAGGGUUGAAGGAAGAAUGCAGAGUUUCAAGGUCACACUCAAAGGACAGAGUUUGACGCCCGAGGAUUAUGACAAAGCAGAGAAAGCAAUUGUGCAAUAUGAACAAAGAGAGAGGUUCAAGGUUGAAAUUGCCUCACUGAAGAACGGGUUUAAAACAGUUUCUAAAGAGAGCUCAUUGUACAAAUUGGACCCAAUAAUGGAUGAUGGGAUGCUCAGAGUGGGCGGCCGGUUGAAUAAAGCAGCACUGCCAGCAGAGUCCAAACAUCCACUUAUCUUGUCCAAAGACCUGCAUGUAUCCACUCUUAUUCUCCGGCACAUACACCAUCAGUUGGGACAUGCCGGAAGAAAUCACAUGCUAUCCAGAUUGAGGCAGAAGUACUGGAUUACUAAUGCAAACUCUGCUGCCAGAAAAAUCAUAUCGGACUGUGUUGUAUGCAGACGUGACAGAGGAAAGCUUCUUGAACAGAAGAUGGCAGACUUGCCUGAGGAGAGAGUGUUGCCUGACAAAGCUCCUUUUACGGACGUUGGGGUGGACUAUUUUGGCCCAAUUGAAGUAAAAAAAGGCAGAAGUCUUUUGAAAAGAUAUGGAGUGCUUUUCACAUGUUUGACCAGCCGUGCUGUUCACUUGGAAGUAGCAUAUGCACUGGAUACAAAUUCUUGUAUCAAUGCAGUUCGCAGGUUCAUCUGCAGACGAGGACCUGUCCUAACUCUCAGGUCUGAUAAUGGCACAAACUUUGUUGGAGCUAACCGGGAGCUGAAGGAGAGUUUGGAUGCUGUGAACCAUGUCAGAAUUCAAAAGGUUCUGGUCCAGGAUGGCAUAGAAUGGAGGUUUAAUACCCCCUCCGCUUCUCAUCAAGGGGGUAUUUGGGAACGCUUGAUCCGUUCAGUAAAAAGGGUUUUCACCUCAGUUUUGCAACAGCAAAGCCUGGAUGAUGAAGGGCUCCAAACAAUUUUUUGUGAGGUUGAGGCAAUAUUAAAUAGCAGACCCAUCACAAAGGUUUCCGACGACCCGGAUGACCUUGAAGCACUCACUCCCAAUCACAUCCUGACGUUGAAAGGCAAACCUAUCAUGCCACCAGGACUAUUUGACUCAAAUGAUCUGUACCUCAGAAAAAGGAGAGACAAAAGUGGACAAGGCCAAGAAGGAGUCUCACCACCGGAGACAUCGUCCUUGUGGCAGAUGCUGCGGCUCCAAGAGGAUCAUGGAUGAUGGGGAAAGUUUUGGAUGUCAAAUCGGAUGCUAAGGGACUGGUGCGCUCUGUGCGUCUUCAAACAAAGACCAGCAUCCUGGAGAGGCCAGUGACGAAGCUCUGCCUGCUAUUGGAAGCAGCGGUUUAGCAUCAUUGACAUUGACUCACUGA
This is a messenger RNA of Doryrhamphus excisus (bluestripe pipefish), 3545 nucleotides long. NCBI's taxonomy places the organism in Eukaryota, Metazoa, Chordata, Actinopteri, Syngnathiformes, Syngnathidae. The record is from RefSeq and is a predicted model, not a curated record.